Molecule: messenger RNA, 3645 nt
Organism: Paramecium tetraurelia
Lineage: Eukaryota; Ciliophora; Oligohymenophorea; Peniculida; Parameciidae
Exons: 4
Biological process (GO): DNA-templated transcription
Cellular component (GO): RNA polymerase II, core complex
Molecular function (GO): DNA binding; DNA-directed RNA polymerase activity; ribonucleoside binding
Source: RefSeq, a predicted model, not a curated record
AUGUCCGACAUUGAUGAAGAGUCUUCGAAAUUAUUCUCGUAAGAUUCUAUGCAGCAGGACGAUGACGACGAACAUUAGAGAUUAGACAACGAUGACAUUUGGAAGGUCCUUCAAAUGUUUUUUUAAACUCAUGGAUUGGUCUCAUAGUAAAUAGGCUCGUAUGAAAGCUUCGUUGAAAAUGUGAUCAAAUUUGUAAGAGGACAUGAAGGUACUUUUGUUGUCAGAGUCAAACCUCAAUACAAAGAAGAAGAGCGGCAAGAAGCUUAUCUUGAAUACCUAUAUCAAUUCUAAAUAACAAGAUGUUUCAUGGGAAAAAAGAAUAUUCACGUGGAUAAAUUUGAGGAAGAAAUCUUUCCUAUGAUCGCUCGAUUAAGAGAUCUUACCUACUCAAGAUAACUAAAAAUAGACUUAGAAGUCACGAUGUAAUAAAGAAAUAAAAGGGAUGGCACAAUAGAAGAGAAAAGUAAACAAUAAUUUAAAGGACUACCUUUUUUCAAAUUGCCCAUAAUGGUAAGAAGUAGGUUUUGUUCAUUGCAAAAAGAUCCGAAGGAUGCUGAACUAAUAUAGCUGAGAAUAUAAAAUGGGGAGUGUGGAUUCGAUCAAGGAGGAUAUUUUAUAUUAAGAGGAUCUGAAAAAGUUAUUGUUGCUUAGGAAAGAAUUGCAAACAAUGUGGUGUUAGUUUUCAAAAGCAAAAUAGUCAAUAAACCAUGGGUGGCUGAAAUUAGAUCAUAACCAGACUUAUUUUCCAAUCCAAAUGUCUUUAAAGUUGAACUUCGAUAUAUUUAAAACACUCCUGUUAUCAGAUGCAGUGUUAAACAAUUCAAUUCAACUCAAGGAAUACCACUUUUUACUUUAUUCAGAGCCUUGGGCAUCAGUAGUGAUUAAGAGAUUUUAGAAAGGAUCGUUUACAAUUUAGAAGAUGAAUUUAUGGGUCCCAUGUUAGAAAUGUUGUAUGGGUCUUUGCAGGAAGGAGGUGAAUAUGAAGAUGAAGAAUUAUGUUUGAGAUGGAUAGGAAAUAAAAUAAAGAAGGCUGAAAAUUAAGAUCCUGAAACUUUGAUUUAGGAGGCUAAAAAAUUGAUUAAUAAAAAUAUCUUACCACAUAUUGGAGUCUCAACUGAAAGUAGAGACAGAAAAGCUUAUUUUUUGGGAUAUAUAGUUCAUAGACUAUUGAAUGCAUCAUUGGGAAAAACAGAUUAGGAUGACAGAGAUCAUUAUGGCAAAAAAAGAUUGGACAUGGCCGGAGCUAUGAUGAUGGGAGUGUUCAAGACAUCAUUCGAAUAAUUUAAAUAGAAUUCUAAAAAGGCCUUAGAGAAAUACAUCAAUGGGGGAAGAAGAGGAAGAGGAUAACAAACAAAAAUAGAGAAUAUGAGACAGCCCGAUGAUAUUAAAUCCUUUUUUGAUGGAGAAUAAAUAUCCAAAGACAUCGACAAUGCAUUAGCCACUGGAAAUUGGGGAAGAAGUAAGGAAGGUUAAGUUGUUAAGACAGGAGUGGCUUAAACUUUAAAGAGAGAGACAUCAUUAUUUGCAACUCUUAGUCAUUUGAGAAGGAUGAACGCACCAAUUAAUCCAUAAAUGAAAUUGAGUAAACCUAGACAAUUACAUAACACUCAUUUUGGAUUCAUCUGUCCAGCUGAAACACCUGAAGGAUAAAAAAUUGGUAUCGUCAAGAACUUAUCUUUAAUGACUACUGUUUCAAAUGAUUUAUAAUCAAAAGACAAAGAAACAUUGUUAAAAUUGAUUAUGGUUUCUUAAUAAAAUGACUUUGACUUUAUCUUGCUUCAAGGAGAUUUCUAAGCCUAAGACAUACCCAGAAUGACGAAAGUAUUAGUCGAUGGUAAUUGGAUAGGAUUUACUAGAAACCCUGAAUAAUUCAUUCAUGAAUUCAAAAACCUUAGAUCCGCUGAAGAAUCUUACAUUCCUAUUGAAGUAUCCAUCAACUUCGAUUACGUGAAUAAAGAAAUUAGAAUCUACACUGAUGCUGGAAGAUGCAUGAGACCUUUAUUUAUUGUCCAGAAUAAUAAAUUAAAGUUGAUGAAGGGUGUUCUAAAUCAAAUAAAUGAUUGGGAAGAAUUAUUGAAAAAUAAAUGUGUAGAAUUAUUGGAUGUCGAAGAAGAGGAAGGUUCUUUAAUAGCCAUGGACAUAGAUAUUAUGAUGAGAGGUACACAGAACUUUAAGAGAUACACUCAUUGCGAAAUACACCCAUGUAUGAUGUUUGGUGUUUGUGCAUCAGUUAUUCCAUUUGCUAAUCACAACUAAGGGCCAAGGAAUACUUUAUAAAGCGCUAUGGGUAAAUAGGCUAUGGGAUUGAAUUCAACAAAUUUCAAUAUCAGAUUUGACACAUUGGUUCAUAUCUUACAUUAUCCUCAAAAACCCUUAGCAUCAUCAAGAGCAGUAGAUUUUAUCACAGUUAAUGAAGUUCCCAUAGGCAUAAAUUGCGUUACAUCAAUUGCAUGUUUUACAGGGUAUAACCAAGAAGAUUCAAUUAUUAUCAAUUAGUAUGCAAUAGACAGAGGAUUCUUCCGAUCUGUCUUCUAUAGAACAUAUAAAGAAUCAGAGGAUAAGGAUCCUGAUAAUUUCACUGAAACUAAAAUAACAAAACCUAUUGGUGACAAUUUUGCAGGCAAAUUAUUUAUCAAAUUAGAUAGUGAUGGAAUUGUACCACCAGGAACUAAAGUAGAUGAAGAGGAGCCUAUUAUAGGAAAAGAAUUAAUUAUAGAUAAUAUAAUGUUGAACACAGCAAACGGUUAAAAAAAUACAAAGGAAUGUUCAUUAUUAACAAGGAGAGCAGAAAGAGGAGUUGUUGAUUCUGUUUUGAUUAGCGAAAAUCAGAAAGGAUAUAAAUUAGUAAAAGUAAAGGUGAGGUCAUUAAGAAUCCCACAAAUCGGAGACAAGUUUUGCAGCAGACAUGGACAAAAGGGAACUUGUGGAAUGACUUAUCGACAAGAAGAUUUACCUUACACUCUUGUAGGCAUUUCUCCAGAUUUAACUAUCAAUCCACAUUGUAUUCCAUCAAGAAUGACCAUAGGACAUUUAAUUGAAUGUUUGUCAUCAAAAUUAGCUUCCAUCAAGGGGUAGUUCAAUGAUGCUACACCAUUUGCAUAGAUAUUAGUAAAUGAUAUUGCUAAUGAAUUGCAUAAAGUUGGAUGGCAAAAAUGGGGUAAUGAGGUUAUGACGAAUCCCUACACGGGUAAUAUGUUUUCAAUUCCUAUUUUUGUUGGACCUACUUAUUAUUAGAGAUUAAGACAUUUAGUAGAUGAUAAGAUGUAUGCAAGAUCGAGAGGACCUGUAACUGGAAUCACCAGAUAACCUACUCAUGGUAGGAGUAGAAAGGGAGGAUUAAGAUUCGGUGAAAUGGAAAGAGAUUGCAUUAUUUCACAUGGCACUGCUAAAUUUUUAAAGGAAAGGACAUAUGAUGUAUCAGAUGCAUUCAGAGUUCACGUUUGUUCUAAAUGUGGAAUGUUUGCUGUUGCUAAUUUGGAAAAUCAAGAAUUCUACUGCAAUUUAUGCAAAAAUCAAAAUAAUCAAAAUAAAAUUUAUUAAGUUCAAAUGCCAUAUGCAGCAAAGACCCUAAUUUAAGAGCUGAUUUCAAUGAAUAUUGCUCCGAGAUUGAAAUUUGAUUAAUCGAAAAUGAAACAUGAAAUUUGA